AUGCCAGCGUCUGUGGGCCGGCUAGCUGCGCUGCUGGUGCUGCUUCUUGCGGCCGCCUCCAGCGGCUUUGCGGAGCCCGAUGCGCAGGAUGGAGCGCGCGUGCUGGAGGCAGGCGUGCCGCACCGGGCCGACAGCACGAGGAUUGGCGGGCCGCCAGCCAGGUACCACCUCGCAGGGCUACAGCGGGGCAAGGGCUACGAAGUGCGGGUAUCCUUCCCUGGCACGGCCGCCGUGCGAGUCAGGCUGUGGCUGGAUAGCGCUGCCGCCGCCGACGGCAGUGGCAGCGGCGGCGGCCUGACCCACCGCAGCCACGUGCACAGCCGUAAGCUACUGGAUGCAGAGAAGGUCAUGUUUGGCACCGAUGCCGAGGGCCGGGUGUGGCUGCCCGAGCAGCGCAAAGCGUUGUCGGCGGCGGCGGUGCUGUUCAAGGCGGAGGCGUGGGGCAGGUGGCGGCAGCCAGGCCAGGCCCCGCAGCUGCUGCUGUACGACAUAGUCCUGGAGCAAAGCACACUGGGCGUGCCGCACUCGGCGCUGCCGCUGCUGGCCACCGCUGCGCUGCUGGUGCUGCUGGCGGCGGCGGCGGCGCCCUGGUGGAGCGGCAGCGUGGUGCCAGCCAUCCUGCGCUGGCUGCACGGCGAGCGCAGCGCAGGUAGCGGCAGGGAGGAAGCACCCCAGGCGGCCGCGGCUGCGGCUACAAGGCCCCGGCCCAGGCGAGCCCCCUCUGUACGGUAG
Messenger RNA from Chlorella variabilis, 732 nucleotides. RefSeq lists its product as hypothetical. Lineage: Eukaryota; Viridiplantae; Chlorophyta; Trebouxiophyceae; Chlorellales; Chlorellaceae. The record is from RefSeq and is a predicted model, not a curated record. The coding region runs from base 1 to 732 and encodes 243 amino acids. The transcript is spliced from 5 exons.